GAAAGUGUGUGCGGUCACGUGUAGCUUCUCCUCCUAGCGUAAGGACGCAGCGGUGCCUGUUCUCUGCACAUGCGAUAGGAAACCUGUCACGUACAGCCACUCCUCCCGGAGCAACCCGACCCAGCUCCUUAGGAAUCAGUACAACAAAGCGGAGGCAAACAUUGCUAGCUGGCUGGGUUGGCUAUAGCAGGGACGUGGGGACAACAAGGGGCACCAGGUCCAAUGCAAAUCUGAGAGGACACGCGAUUGAUCGAGUGUUGGGUAUAACCGAAGUGGCGAAAAGUCGUUUUAACUGUGUUGUUUUGCUUACAACAAGGGUAGUGUUCGCUCAGCUGUCUUGGAGCGCCACGUUUUAGGACGGCGCGUGCAGGAGUAAAAGCGUCCCAUGCAAGUAAAAAGGGACUCGUGCCUUCGGACGGACAUCGCCAAGUGUCUAAUUGAUGGAUUCAGGGAGAAAGGAACAAACACACUCCCAGCCUCGACAGGAGCACAUUUGCGCCCAAGCUUUUUAGCACUGCUGCACGAGGAGCGUGUGUACUACCUUCGCGGUUGUUGCGAUAACUUUUUUUUUCCAUAGAAAAGAGGAAGUUUCCAGUCUGUAAUGGAAUAUGAAGGUUGCCAGCUAGCUUGCAAGUUAGAGGCUACUUCACUUCUAAGCAGUGACUGUUAAGGCUGUUUUAUUUCGCCAAUCGAAUGCACUAGCCUGGCUAGCUGGCACUCGGAUAUUGCUGAAAUUCAGCAACAGUAGGUUUUUUUUUUUAUACGCGCAUUCGCUUGCCCUCAGAUUAACAUCCAGAUGGAGGUCAGGCCCUCUGAUAUUCAGGAUGACAAAGGGAUUAAUCCCUCGAAAGUGGAGAAAAGAUUUGCCCUUUGUUACAUGGGCUGGUCACCGCUGGACAGGCGCACCACCCUGCCCAUGCUCCCGUGGCUGGUGGCAGAGAUUCGCAGGAAGAGUGAGAAGAACGAGACGGGACCCGUCCAGGCCAGGGAAGUUGAGCUGAUUCUAAUGCCUCCACUCAUCCGAUGCGUCCCGGCGAAUAACAGCAACGCGUCCAUUUUCAUCUUCGAACACAAAGCGCAGUUCAUUUCACGAUUCAUUCACAACAGCCACGACCUCACCUAUUUUGCCUACCUGAUCAGGAGCCAGCCUGACAACCCAGAGUCGGAAAUGGCAUGCCAUGUUUUCCGAGCGAGCGAUCCCAACAAGGUGCCCGAGGUGAUCAGCAGCAUCAGGCAGGUGUCCAAGUCGGCGCUGAAGGAGGAGUCCAAGCCCAAGCAGGAGGCCGAGGAGGCCUUCUACAACUCGCAGAAGUACGAGGUGCUGUACUGCGGCAAGGUGACCGUGGCGCACAAGCGGGUGCCGUCCACCCUGGUGGACGACUGCAUCGACAAGUUCCGGCAGCACGAGGCGGAGCAGAGGCGGCCGCGCCCGCUCAACGGCCAGCGAGGCUCCGCCCACACGCCCAUCGACUUCCUCCUGGGGGACGACCCCCUCAGCCCCGUCCUCGCGACCUGCCUGGAGCCCGAGAUCCUGGGACCGGUGGAGAGCGCUGACGGCCCGAGCCUGGGGAGCAUCCGGGCGGGUUUCCCAGAAUGCAUCCUGGAGGACUCCGGGUUCGAGGAGCAGCAGGAGUUUCGCACCAGGUGCAACAGCCUGGCGGGCGGGCUGCAGCGGAGGCAGCGGGAGGGGCCGCUGAAGGCCCCCCCCCGGAGGAGGCACGCCAGCGCUCCCAGCCACGUCCAGCCCACUGAUGCGGAUAAAAACCGCACCAUGCUCUUCCAGGUUGGGCGCUUUGAAGUCAACCUCAUUAGCCCCGACUCCAAGUCGGUGGUGCUGGAGAAGAAUUUCAAGGACAUUUCUUCCUGCUCGCAGGGCAUUAAGCAGACGGACCAUUUCGGGUUUGUCUGUCGCGACCCCGCAGAGACGGGGUCCAGCCAGUACGUGUGCUACGUGUUCCAGUGCGCUAGUGAGUCCCUGGUGGAUGAGGUGAUGCUCACUCUGAAACAGGCCUUCAGCACAGCAGCAGCUCUGCAGAGCGCUAAGACUCAGGUGAAGCUGUGUGAGGCCUGCCCCAUGCACGACCUGCACAAGCUGUGUGAGCGCAUCGAAGGCCUCUACCCCCCCAGGGCAAAGCUCUCGAUCCAGCGGCAUCUCUCCCAGCUGUCUGACAACGAGCAGGCGGACAUUUUUGAGCGGGUUCAGAGAAUGAAGCCGGGCUCGGACCAGGAGGAGAACGAGCUGGUCAUCCUGCAGCUGAGGCAGCUGUGCGAGAGCAAACAGAAAACACACCUGCACAUCGGGGAGAUGCCGCAGACGCACAGCGUCCCGAAUAACAGCACUUCAGAGAGCAGCACGAGCGCGGGCCGCUUCACGCUGGACGUCCUGAAGAACAAGGCCAGGAGCUCCCUCACCAGCUCCCUGGAGAACAUCUUCUCUAGGGGGGCCAGCCGGAUGCGGGGCCGUUUGGGGAGCAUGGGCAGCGCUGAGAGGCACGACUACUCUCCCGGGGACUCCCCGCCGGGCACGCCCCCGAGCUCCUUCGCCGAGGAAGACUCCGACGUUCCACAGUUCCGCCGCCGGGCUCACACCUUCAGCCACCUGCCGGUGAAGAAGCGCAUCUCCUUCAGCGAGCCGCAGACCCACGGCACCAAGGCCCCGCUGCGCAGGCAGCAGUCUGUGGCCCCCGAGCUGCUGCAGAGCAGCCCCGUCUUCUCGAGAUCACGCAGUGUUUCAGUGAGCGAGACCGCCAGCCUCCCCUCCUCCUUCUCAACUCCCAAUUUCCUGAAAAACUUUUACCAGGGGUCCCUGGGGUCCCUCAGCUCGCUAGCCGACAGCGGGACCCUCAAGAGCAGUAAUGGAGACAGCAGAAAGAAGUCCUUCUCGGGGGGCAGCAGUGAGACUCUGAUUUCUGGGCCCCCCUUCACCCCCCGCCGGGUCUCCUGGCGUCAGAAGAUCUUCCUGCGGGUGGCCUCCCCCAUGAACAAGCCCCCAGCGUCCAUGCAGGACCCAGAGGACCAGGAUGGCAGCGAGCUGCUGCCCCUCUCCCCACGCGCUUCGUUUCCGGACCAGCACCCCCUGGCCAGCCUGCUGUCCCCGGACCAGCCCCCCUCCGGGGAUCGGCCCCGGCGCACCGGGCCGGAGUACCGGGCCCUGUGGAAGAAGGCCAUCCACCAGCAGAUCCUGCUCCUGCGCAUGGACAAGGAGAACCAGCGCCUGGAGGCCAGCAGAGAUGAGCUUCACAUCCGGAAGAUGAAGCUGGACUACCAGGAGGUGGGCCAGUGUCCCGCGGACACCCUGGCCCAGUGGGAGAAGAAGCUGAGCGUCCCAGGAUGGGCCAAAGCCCAGUGGGAGAAAGAGGAGCUUCAGAGCACCCUGUACCAGGGCGUGCCUAAGACGCGCCGUGGGGAGGUGUGGCAGCUCACCGCACAGCAGCACCGGCAGCAGCACCGGCUCCCCAGCAGGCAGCAGCCGCCGGACACGCCCUACCAGGCCCUGCUCAAGCAGCUGACUGCGCAGCAGCACGCCAUACUGGUGGACCUGGGGCGCACCUUCCCCACGCACCCGUACUUCUCUGCGCAGCUGGGCCCGGGGCAGCUGUCCCUGUACAACCUGCUGAAGGCGUACUCCCUGCUGGACACGGAGGUGGGCUACUGCCAGGGCCUGAGCUUCAUCGCUGGGGUGCUGCUGCUGCACAUGAGCGAGGAGCAGGCCUUCGACAUGCUCCUCUUCCUCAUGUACGACCUGGGGCUCCGCCGCCAGUACCGGCCCGACAUGGUCUCUCUGCAGAUCCAGAUGUACCAGCUGUCCCGGCUGCUGCAUGACUACCACCGCAGCCUGUACUGCCACCUGGAGGCGCACGAGGUGGGCCCCAGCCUGUACGCCGCGCCCUGGUUCCUCACCGUCUUCGCCUCGCAGUUCCCCCUGGGGUUCGUGGCCCGCAUCUUCGACCUCCUGUUUGCUCAGGGGCCGGAGGUGGUCUUUAAAGUGGCCCUGAGCCUGCUCAGCAGCCACGAGGGCGAGAUCCUGGAGUGCGACAGCUUCGAGACGGUGGUGGACUUCAUGAAGAUCACCAUCCCCUCCCUUACCCAGGCCCAGAUGGAGCACGUCAUCGCCCAGGUGCUGGAGAUGGACAUCUCUAAGCAGCUCCAUGCCUAUGAGGUGGAGUACCACGUUCUGCAGGACGAGAUGCUGGAGGCCAUGCCAGCAUCUGAUGACUCAGACCGCUUGGACAAGCUGGAGAGGACCAAUGCCCAGCUGAAGAAGCAGAACAUGGACCUUCUGGAGAAGCUCCAGGCUGCGCGGGGUAAGAUCCAGAGCCUGGAGCAGAGUGUGGAGAGCUUGGUGUCGCGCGAGAGCCAGAUGAAGCACACGAUCCGCGCGCUGGAGCAGGAGAAGGCCUCGUUUCAGAAGACCGUGGAGCGCAUGCGCGGCUGCCAGCCCGAGGACGUCCUGUGCGACGUCGAGCUCACGCACAUCAAGCCCGGCUCUGACGGGAAACCCAAAGCCGCCAAAAAGCCCUGAUGCGCCGUGGAGCCGGGCCGGGGACGGGUGGACAGAUACCCCCCCCCCCCCCUUUCAUUGUAAAAAGUUGACUCGUGAUCACUGGUGUUUAUUUUGAGUGGCCUUAACAUUGUGGACCCGGGACAUUGUGAAAGUGCCCUGGAGUGGGGCAGUGUUCCUCUCUAUCGGUGUAAAUGUGUGAGAGAGGAGCUCUAGGCCUCUCUGUGUGCUCUGUCUGCUGCCCUCCUAUUGGAGCAGAGUCAGCGGCUUGGCUCUGCUAUUGGGGGAUUUCUGAUAAACGCGUAAUCUCCACCGAUGUCGCCUUUCUUCUAGACACGCCUAUAUUCCCCCCGUGGUGCUUCGCUGGAGUCUGCAGUCCUGUUCAGUCAGUAAUUCACCUGUGCGUAAGCGAUUCACCAGUAAGCCAUUCAAUCUAAUCAUUCUGCGUGUUCACAUACGUCCCCGUGCGACGAGGGUAAAAAUCUAAACAAAAACAAAUGUGCGCUUUGGAAAAAAAAAAAAUACUUGAAAUGAAGAUGAAUGUAUUCUCUUUCCAAAGAAACUGUGAGAUUGUAGUCUGCUGUUGUGGGUUGAAACGCAGCGGCAGAUAUUUCUGCGUAUGAAUAUUCACGCGCGCGUCUGAAUCGCACAAAGGCUUCUCGUGACGGCGAACGCUCCGUCCGUCGGCCUGCCGUCGCCAGCAGCGGAACCAGACCGAGCGGCGGUUCACAGGAAGUGCUCCUGCGCCCCGAGCCGGAGCAGGAUGUGAGGCUGUCUGCGUCUGCCAGCGGUUUCCUGUGUGACUGACCGCAGUGUCUGCCGACUCCGCCCGCUCACCGUUAACCUGCUCCAGACAGCCCCCGCCCGUCUGCCCCAGCGCUCUGCAGAUGCUCCUCUAAGGGAAAAUGCCGUUGCCGAGGUGAAAGGGGGGGCAGGGGGGGUUUCGUAGCGCUUGUUUUGCUGGUGGCUUCUCUCUCGCUAGCUUCCUCGGCGAAUGUUUUGAGUGGGUCUGAGUGCAGGAGUAACAGGAAGUGACUGAGCGCGAGAGCCCUGUCUGCUGUCACUGUGGAGUCAGCGCCCAGACACGGUGCAGUUCUGCAGCCUGCUCUUCCUCAAACCCAUCGUCUCACAAAAGCACCGCCCCUCACUUCUCCCCCGAUGCCUUUAUACUUUCAAUAUUCACGUUUUUUUGUUUUUCUCGUAGAUAGUCGAUUUGAACCAAGACAGGCACUCCUUCUAAAUUUCUGUAGCAUUUAUUGUGAGCUGUUUUCAGGUUUGUUACCAAAAAUGUGGCAUAGAGCCACUGCUGUUGCAGAUGAAUGGUGUAAUAUCUUCAUGUUUUAUUCUACUGUAAAACUUAAAUCUUUUGCUGAAACAUGGGGUCAAAGUACAGUAAUAUCUAUAUAUAAAGGGCAGUACUUUUGAUUAGUCCAUGUACACUUUAAAUCAUUUAAACAGAUUGCAUCCAAUUUUAAGUUGAAUUGAAACAUUGCCUGUAGAAUUCUUGCAGGCAGUAUAGCAAUGCAUUGUUUGUGACGUCCAAUCAUAACUGAGAUGAAUAUCAGGUGACACACAAAAGGAUCUAGUGGUGCUCAUUCCCCUUCAAGAAAACACAGCUGACCCUGUGAUCAGCACAUUCAAAAACAAAAACAACCUCGGGUGCCAGUAGGGUGGGUGUAUAGCUCUUCCACCCUUCAGUUUUUUAGUCCUGAAAUGAAAUAACUUCAUUCGUGGACCAUAAUAACUAAUUUCACUGAGCUGUGUCUAUUUUCAUCCAGCUUAUGGAGUCAUUUGAGACAGACAGCCACUAAGUUGUAAAACUUGCAUAACCUCUGCUUCACACAACGCUUGUGUACAGUACAUCAGCAGGUCAGUUAGGCUAAUUAUGAUGGAUAAUUGUCUUGUGUAUAUACACAGUUUGCAUACACAUGGUUACACGGAGAGCCUUUUAAACUUCUCUUUGAACAGCUGUUAUUGAAAAAGAUGCACUGUCAUUACAUGACCACAACAGACAUAGUUACAAAGUGUAUUUUUAGUGUUAUGUUAUUUUGUUUAUUUUAAGUUUUUGAGGGACCUGCAAAGUCGUGCUGUUUUUUUCUUCCACUGUUAGGUCUGGAGAGACGGAGGCUGAGCUGACGCUAGGUUAUCUGAAGGGCAGCUCUGGGCUGUCUCUGCAGAAUACUGAUGCCAUUACUUCAUGGUGAAUUGUGUAACAUGGGCUUUACACAAAAAAAAGUUUUUCAGAAUUAAAAAAAUGCAGCGUAAUUUUGCGUUGCGCAAUAACCUCUCGCAGGAAACGAUAGCGUGCGCAUCGGUCACAGAAACAGAAUGAGAACGCUGCUUGAGCCUUCAGCUUUUCUGUGUGCUCAUGACGUGAGUACAGCUUUACAGACAUGCAUAUCUGAAAGCGUAUGUCCUGCACAUACAGCAUGGCAUUCUUCUCUGAAAAAAACGCCCUCUGUUUAAGCAUGUUUUUCCGCCCACCAAGUUCAACAUUUUUUUUGUUUGCCGACUAAGUGCCAAAACCAGCGGACAGCGGGCUUUCUGCCCCGAGCGAAAGCUUCAGAAGUCGCGCAUCUGUUUGGAGACGGGAGAACGAGCCUCGUUCUCUCUCUGUGCAUCUCUUCUGCUGUAUGUACGCUUGUUUGUGUGUAGUGUCUUGCACACUAUAUUUUGCAACAAAUCAAUGGUGUAUGACCUACCAUAACUAUUGGCUAAUUGUACAGAUUCUGCCGUUCAAUUUCAGUACGUAAUGCACAGGAAACAUUGGUAGACACUGUCUCUCUCUCUCUCUCUCUCUCUCUUAACCCACACACACACAGAGAUAUACCAAAAUAAAAGCGCAUUUCACUGCCUUUUUGUAAUUCA
Messenger RNA from Anguilla rostrata (American eel), 7369 nucleotides. RefSeq names its product TBC1 domain family, member 4 (gene tbc1d4). Bases 797 to 4522 code for a protein of 1241 amino acids. NCBI's taxonomy places the organism in Eukaryota, Metazoa, Chordata, Actinopteri, Anguilliformes, Anguillidae. The transcript is spliced from 21 exons. The record is from RefSeq and is a predicted model, not a curated record.